Columba livia (rock pigeon) is the source of this 11774-nucleotide messenger RNA. Its product is annotated as mucin-5AC-like. The record is from RefSeq and is a predicted model, not a curated record. Gene Ontology annotation, molecular function: protein binding. Bases 1 to 11619 code for a protein of 3872 amino acids. Gene Ontology annotation, cellular component: extracellular matrix. The transcript has 41 exons. Lineage: Eukaryota; Metazoa; Chordata; Aves; Columbiformes; Columbidae.
AUGGGGCUUGGCAGGAGGAUAUGGCGACCAGAAUGGGCUUUCCUGUUAGCAGUUUGCUAUAUCCAUCAGAUAGGAGCCCAGACUGAAGUUCAACAGGAAACAGAAAGCAAAUCCACUGGGGUUGUUCAGCAGGAACAAAAUAUUUUGUCUAAGGUCAAUAUCAUCCCGCCAAUGUUGACAAAUCCAAUAAUAACACCUUCCAAUCCUGCUCACAAUGGCCGCGUGUGCAGCACGUGGGGCAACUUCCACUUCAAGACCUUUGACGGAGACAUAUUCUCCUUCCCUGGGCUCUGUAAUUAUGUUUUUGCAUCCCAUUGCAACGCUCCCUAUGAGGAUUUCAACAUCCAGCUUAGGCGCAUAGUGGUCAAAAAUGCUCCAACAAUCAACCACAUCACCAUGAAAAUUGAAGGUGUGGCUGCUGAACUAACGAAGGAUGUUAUAAUGAUCAACAGCAAGAGAGUUCAACUGCCAUACAGCCAAUCUGGAAUUACUAUAGCGAAAAACAGCAUUUACGUGAAAGUUGCCAGCAAAAGUGGCAUCGUGUUAAUGUGGAAUGAAGAUGACAGUAUCCUGCUGGAAUUGAAUGAGAAAUAUGCCAAUCAGACCUGUGGACUUUGUGGGGACUUCAAUGGCAUUCCAAAUUACAAUGAGUUCUAUUCAAACAAUAUUAAGUUGACAGCCUUGCAGUUCGGGAAUAUGCAGAAAAUGGAUGGGCCAACAGAACACUGUGAAGACCCGACAUCUACCCAGCCAGAUAAUUGCACUGAUAAUCUUGAUGACAUAUGCCAGAAAACACUGACCAGCUCUGCAUUUGCAGAGUGUAAUGACCUAGUUGAUGUUACAGAGUACAUUAUGGCUUGCCAAGAUGACUUGUGCCACUCUGAAGAGUCUAAAAAUGCUUCAUGUAUCUGUGACACCUUUGCUGAAUACUCCCGGCAGUGUGCUCAUGCUGGUGGGCAUCCUCUGAACUGGAGAACCUCAAAACUGUGCCCCAAGAAGUGUCCUUACAACAUGCAGUAUCAGGAGUGCAGCUCCCCCUGUGCUGACACAUGUACCAAUCUGGAACGAUCUCAGUUUUGUGAAGAACACUGUAUGGAUGGUUGUUUCUGCCCCCCAGGGACAGUAUUUGAUGACAUCAACAAUUCUGGCUGCAUUCCCCAUGAGCAGUGCUCCUGUAUUUACAAUGGCAACACCUACGCUACAGGAGCUUCUUUUUCAGACCAGUGCCAUUCCUGUACCUGUAAUGGAGGCCAGUGGAGUUGCCAAGACAUGUCAUGCCCAGGAACAUGUUCAGUAGAGGGAGGUUCACACAUUUCCACAUAUGAUAAGAAACAUUAUGAUCAUCAUGGAGACUGCACUUAUGUCCUUUCUAAGCACUGUAAAGAUGAAACAUUCACCAUCCUGGUAGAACUACGCAAAUGCGGCCUAACAGACACUGAAACAUGCUUAAAGACAGUGACCCUCAACAUGAAUAAAGGACAAACUCUCAUCGAGGUCAAACCUGAUGGUGGUGUGUUUGUGAACUCGAUCUACACCCAGCUGCCCAUCUCAGCAGCUAAUGUCACCAUGUUCAGACCUUCAUCAUUCUUCAUCAUCAUACAGACAAACUUUGGCGUCCUCCUUGAAAUCCAAAUCAUACCCAUUAUGCAAGUGUUUGUGCGACUGGACCCUAUUUUCAAAGACCAGACCUGUGGUCUCUGUGGAAAUUUCAAUAAUAUCCAAACUGAUGACUUCAAGGCCAUAAGUGGAAUAAUCGAAGGAACAGCAACAGCAUUUGCAAAUACAUGGAGAACUCAGGCUUCAUGCCCUAAUAUCCAGAGCAGCUUUGAGAACCCUUGUGCACUCAGCAUUGAUAAUGAAAAAUAUGCUCAGCAUUGGUGUGGACUACUAACUGACAGCAAAGGACCUUUUGCUGAUUGUCACCAUGCAGUGAAUCCCUCAGUUCACCACACGAACUGCAUGUUUGACACAUGUAACUGUGAAAAUAGUGAGGACUGUCUGUGUGCAGCCCUGUCUUCCUAUGUGAGAGCUUGUGCUGCAAAAGGAAUCCAGCUGAGUGGAUGGAGGACUGAUGUCUGCUCAAAAUACACUACCUCAUGUCCCAAAUCCCUAAGCUACAGCUAUACCAUCUCUUCCUGCCAACCUACCUGCCGGUCUCUGAGUGAGCCUGAUGUCACAUGCGACAUUAAGUUUGUCCCAGUUGAUGGCUGCACCUGUGUAAAUGGAACUUACAUGGAUGAAAAUGGCAAAUGUGUGCCUGCUAAUGAAUGCCCCUGCUACUUCAGAGGCUCUCCCAUACCAUUUGGAGAAGUUAUUAACGAAAAUGGGCUUGUAUGCACUUGCACCCAGGGAAGACUGGAUUGUAUUGGAGCACCUUCAACUACAGUCUGUAAAUAUCCCAUGGUCUACUUCGACUGUAAAAACAUCACUGCAGGAACAACAGGAGCAGAAUGCCAAAAAAGUUGCCAGACUCUGGAUCUGCAGUGUUAUAGGACACAAUGUAUAUCUGGCUGUGUGUGCCCAGCUGGGCUUGUGUUAGACAAGAAUGGUGAUUGUAUUCCUGAAGAGGAAUGUCCAUGUAUUCACAAUGAAGCCAUGUAUCAGCCUGGGGAAAAGAUCAGCGUUGACUGCAACACCUGUGUGUGCAGGAAUAGGAAGUGGGAAUGCACUGAAGAGCAAUGUCUAGGCACUUGUGCUGUUUACGGAGACGGUCAUUAUAAUACCUUUGAUGACAAAAGGUUCAGCUUUAAUGGAAACUGUGAAUACACACUAGUCCAGGACCACUGUGGGAAGAGUGGCACAGCCAAUGGGACCUUCAGGGUUAUCACUGAAAAUAUUCCCUGUGGCAACACUGGGACAACUUGCUCAAAAUCUAUCAAAGUUUUCUUAGAGGGCUAUGAACUGAUACUUGGUGAGGAGCAUGUCAGUGUAAUAAAGAGGGGACAAAAUGAUGAGGUGCCAUACACAGUCCGCUAUAUGGGUAUGUACUUGGUAAUUGAGACCACAAGCGGAAUGAUCCUCGUAUGGGACAAGAAAACCAGCAUCUUCAUCAAGCUCAGCCCUGAUUUUAAGGGACAGACCUGUGGCCUCUGUGGAAAUUAUGAUGGCAAUGGCAUCAAUGACUUUACUACAAGGAGUCAGUCUGUGGUAGAGAAUGUCCUAGAGUUUGGAAACAGCUGGAAAGUAUCCUCUACGUGUCCUGAUGCUUACAGCAUACGGGACCCAUGUUCUACCAACCUUUAUCGAAAGUCUUGGUCAGAGAAGCAGUGUAGCAUCAUCAACAGUGAUGUCUUUGCUGCCUGUCACUCUCAGGUUGAACCAGCAAAAUAUUACCAAGCAUGUGUGACAGACGCUUGUGCAUGUGACACUGGAGGAGACUGUGAUUGCUUUUGUACAGCAGUAGCUGCCUAUGCUCAAGCAUGUAGUGAAGUUGGUGUGUGCAUAGCCUGGAGGACCCCAUCAAUCUGUCCACUGUUCUGUGAUUACUACAAUCAACAAGGGAAAUGUGAAUGGCACUAUAAGCCUUGUGGAGCCUCCUGUAUGAAGACCUGUAGGAACCCCAGUGGAAAAUGCCUCCACAAUUUGCCAGGCUUAGAAGGCUGCUAUCCUAAUUGUCCAUCAGAGACACCGUAUUUUCAUGAGGAUCAGAUGAAGUGUGUUAGUCUCUGUGACUGUUACAGUAAUGAAGAUGGAAAGAUAUAUAGACGAGAUGAAUGUCACUUAUGUGAAUGCACAUCAGAAGGUUUACAGUGCAAGUUUGAUGAUAAAGUUACAGCAUGCUACUGCAUUUAUGAAGGGAAGAGCUAUAAAUAUGGUGAACUCAUCUACAACACCACAGAUGGAACUGGAUGGUGUUUCAGUGCAACAUGUGACAUCAAUGGAACAAUAAACAGAAAUAUCUUUCAAUGUGGCAUCACUCCAUCAACCCCAUUUACAUUUUCUACAAGUCAGCCCACAACUACUGCUUCAGAAGUGGCAACUACAACAUCACCAACAACUGUAUGUGUGAUGAAUAUUUGUGCGUGGUCACAAUGGUAUGAUACCACAAUACCUGAAGACAAAGACGACAGUGGAGAUUAUGAAACAUUUGAAAACCUCAGAGCUAAAGGAUACAGCGUGUGCAAAAACCCGCAUGCUGUUCAAUGUAGAGCCAAAGAACAUCCAGAUACAGAAAUAACAAAUCUUAAGCAAACGGUACAAUGUAAUCAAAACACAGGACUGAUAUGUAACAACAAAGACCAACAAUCUAAACGCUGCUACAAUUAUGAAAUCAGAAUAUCAUGCUGCAGCUAUGUACCAUGUUCAGAACCACAAACUACAACACCAACAGAAUUCACAACCACUGCUGUAACAGUAGGAACAAAGACAAAAAUAACAACUCAAAAAUCCGAACCGCAAAAAGUAUCUACAACACCGAACACCAGAGAAAAAACAACUUCUCUCACUAAAAAUUCGGUUUCAGCAACGACAUCAGAAGUCUUAACAACACGCUACCAGACCAUGUCAACUGCAGCAGAAAUCUCCAGUGACCUGACCCAAACACCAGAAGCACCCAUUACUGCCUCCACUCUCAUCCAGUCAACAAGGACAACAACCACUAGCAACACAGUUAUGGACAGUACCACUGCACCUCCAACAGAAGAAACAACCACCAUCAUACCCACACAAACAGCGUCCACCUCAACAGCCACCACCACUAACACCACACCCGAGCCCACAACCAACUGCCAGCCGCUCUGUACAUGGACACAAUGGUUUAAUUUGGAUUCCCCUGCCCCUGGUAGCCAAAAUGGAGACGUAGAGACAGUUGCAAAAAUCCGCGCCGCUGGGUAUGCACUGUGUGAAAAGCCACAAGGCAUCAACUGCCGUGCUAAAGAUUACCCUGAGCGGAGUCAGCAGCAACUGGGACAGAUAUUUGAGUGCAGCCUUGAAAAUGGGCUUGUGUGCAGAAAUGAGGAUCAGAUCGCAAAAUAUCCCAUAUGCUUUGACUAUGAGAUCCAGGUGCGGUGCUGUGAGUAUACACACUGCCAGUCAACAACCACCACUGGCACCACAGUUGUCUCCUCUACCCCUGCCUCGACAACACAAGAAACAACUGUUGUAACAACCACCGGCAGCGCCAGCACCACCAGGACCUCUCCCCCUCCAACAAAUGCCACAACCACCAUCACACCCACACCAACAGUGUCCACUUCAGCCAGUAGUACUGCCAGCACCUCCAGGACCACCACAGGAAGCACCACAACAUCCACAGCCACGUCUGCUCCAACAGAAACCUCUACUGUGGCAACCCAGACUCCAACAUCACCCACUACUACUGCCUCCACACUACCCGAGUCAUCACUGACAACCACCACUGGCACCACAGUUGUCUCCAGUACCCCUGCCCCGACAACACAAGGCACCACUGUCACCACAACCACCGGCAGCACCAGCACCACAAGGACCUCUCCCCCUCCAACAAAUGCCACAACCACCAUCACACCCACACCAACAGUGUCCACUUCAGCCAGUAGCACUGCCAGCACCUCCAGGACCACCACAGGAAGCACCACAACAUCCACAGCAGCAUCUGCUCCAACAGAAACCUCUACUGUGGCAACCCAGACUCCAACAUCACCCACUACUACUGCCUCCACACUACCUGAGUCAUCACUGACAACCACCACUGGCACCACAGUUGUCUCCAGUACCCCUGCCUCGACAACACAAGAAACAACUGCUGUAACAACCACUGGCAGCACCAGCACCACCAGGACCUCUCCCCCUCUAACAAAUGCCACAACCACCAUCACACCCACACCAACAGUGUCCACUUCAGCCAGUAGCACUGCCAGCACCUCCAGGACCACCACAGGAAGCACCACAGCAUCCACAGCCACGUCUGCUCCAACAGAAACUUCUGCUGUGGCAACCCAGACGCCAACAUCACCCACUACUACUGCCUCCACACUACACGAGUCAUCACUGACAACCACCACUGGCACCACAGUUGUCUCCAGUACCCCUGCCCCGACAACACAAGGCACCACUGUCACCACAACCACCGGCAGCACCAGCACCACCAGGACCUCUCCCCCUCCAACAAAUGCCACAACCACCAUCACACCCACACCAACAGUGUCCACUUCAGCCAGUAGCACUGCCAGCACCUCCAGGACCACCACAGGAAGCACCACAACAUCCACAACCACCAUCACACCCACACCAACAGUGUCCACUUCAGCCAGUAGCACUGCCAGCACCUCCAGGACCACCACAGGAAGCACCACAACAUCCACAGCCACGUCUGCUCCAACAGAAACCUCUACUGUGGCAACCCAGACUCCAACAUCACCCACUACUACUGCCUCCACACUACCUGAGUCAUCACUGACAACCACCACUGGCACCACAGUUGUCUCCAGUACCCCUGCCUCGACAACACAAGAAACAACUGUUGUAACAACCACUGGCAGCACCAGCACCACCAGGACCUCUCCCCCUCCAACAAAUGCCACAACCACCAUCACACCCACACCAACAGUGUCCACUUCAGCCAGUAGCACUGCCAGCACCUCCAGGACCACCACAGGAAGCACCACAACAUCCACAGCCACAUCUGCUCCAACAGAAACCUCCACUGUGGCAACCCAGACGCCAACAUCACCCACUACUACUGCCUCCACACUACCCGAGUCAUCACUGACAACCACCACUGGCACCACAGUUGUCUCCAGUACCCCUGCCCCGACAACACAAGGCACCACUGUCACCACAACCACCGGCAGCACCAGCACCACCAAGACCACUCCCCCUCCAACAAAUGCCACAACCACCAUCACACCCACAACAACAGCGUCCACAUCAACAUCCACCACCACUAACACCACACCCGAGCCCACAACCAACUGCCAGCCGCUCUGUACAUGGACACAAUGGUUUAAUUUGGAUUCCCCUGCCCCUGGUAGCCAAAAUGGAGACGUAGAGACAGUUGCAAAAAUCCGCGCCGCUGGGUAUGCACUGUGUGAAAAGCCACAAGGCAUCAACUGCCGUGCUAAAGAUUACCCUGAGCGGAGUCAGCAGCAACUGGGACAGAUAUUUGAGUGCAGCCUUGAAAAUGGGCUUGUGUGCAGAAAUGAGGAUCAGAUCGCAAAAUAUCCCAUAUGCUUUGACUAUGAGAUCCAGGUGCGGUGCUGUGAGUAUACACACUGCCAGUCAACAACCACCACUGGCACCACAGUUGUCUCCUCUACCCCUGCCUCGACAACACAAGAAACAACUGUUGUAACAACCACCGGCAGCGCCAGCACCACCAGGACCUCUCCCCCUCUAACAAAUGCCACAACCACCAUCACACCCACACCAACAGUGUCCACUUCAGCCAGUAGCACUGCCAGCACCUCCAGGACCACCACAGGAAGCACCACAACAUCCACAGCCACAUCUGCUCCAACAGAAACCUCCACUGUGGCAACCCAGACGCCAACAUCACCCACUGCUACUGCCUCCACACUACCCGAGUCAUCACUGACAACCACCACUGGCACCACAGUUGUCUCCAGUACCCCUGCCCCGACAACACAAGGCACCACUGUCACCACAACCACCGGCAGCACCAGCACCACCAAGACCACUCCCCCUCCAACAAAUGCCACAACCACCAUCACACCCACAACAACAGCGUCCACCUCAACAGCCACCACCACUAACACCACACCCGAGCCCACAACCAACUGCCAGCCGCUCUGUACAUGGACACAAUGGUUUAAUUUGGAUUCCCCUGCCCCUGGUAGCCAAAAUGGAGACGUAGAGACAGUUGCAAAAAUCCGCGCCGCUGGGUAUGCACUGUGUGAAAAGCCACAAGACAUCAACUGCCGUGCUAAAGAUUACCCUGAGCGGAGUCAGCAGCAACUGGGACAGAUAUUUGAGUGCAGCCUUGAAAAUGGGCUUGUGUGCAGAAAUGAGGAUCAGAUCGCAAAAUAUCCCAUAUGCUUUGACUAUGAGAUCCAGGUGCGGUGCUGUGAGUAUACACACUGCCAGUCAACAACCACCACUGGCACCACAGUUGUCUCCUCUACCCCUGCCUCGACAACACAAGAAACAACUGUUGUAACAACCACCGGCAGCACCAGCACCACCAAGACCACUCCCCCUCCAACAAAUGCCACAACCACCAUCACACCCACACCAACAGCGUCCACUUCAGCCAGUAGGACUGCCAGCACCUCCAGGACCACCACAGGAAGCACCACAACAUCCACAGCCACAUCUGCUCCAACAGAAACCUCUACUGUGGCAACCCAGACUCCAACAUCACCCACUACUACUGCCUCCACACUACCCGAGUCAUCACUGACAACCACCACUGGCACCACAGUUGUCUCCAGUACCCCUGCCUCGACAACACAAGAAACAACUGUUGUAACAACCACUGGCAGCACCAGCACCACCAGGACCUCUCCCCCUCCAACAAAUGCCACAACCACCAUCACACCCACACCAACAGUGUCCACUUCAGCCAGUAGCACUGCCAGCACCUCCAGGACCACCACAGGAAGCACCACAACAUCCACAGCCACAUCUGCUCCAACAGAAACCUCCACUGUGGCAACCCAGACUCCAACAUCACCCACUACUACUGCCUCCACACUACCCGAGUCAUCACUGACAACCACCACUGGCACCACAGUUGUCUCCAGUACCCCUGCCCCGACAACACAAGGCACCACUGUCACCACAACCACCGGUAGCACCAGCACCACCAGGACCUCUCCCCCUCCAACAAAUGCAACAACCACCAUCACACCCACACCAACAGUGUCCACUUCAGCCAGUAGCACUGCCAGCACCUCCAGGACCACCACAGGAAGCACCACAACAUCCACAACCACCAUCACACCCACACCAACAGUGUCCACUUCAGCCAGUAGCACUGCCAGCACCUCCAGGACCUCCACAGGAAGCACCACAACAUCCACAGCAGCAUCUGCUCCAACAGAAACCUCUACUGUGGCAACCCAGACGCCAACAUCACCCACUACUACUGCCUCCACACUACACGAGUCAUCACUGACAACCACCACUGGCACCACAGUUGUCUCCAGUACCCCUGCCCCGACAACACAAGGCACCACUGUCACCACAACCACUGGCAGCACCAGCACCACCAAGACCACUCCCCCUCCAACAAAUGCCACAACCACCAUCACACCCACAACAACAGCGUCCACCUCAACAGCCACCACCACUAACACCACACCCGAGCCCACAACCAACUGCCAGCCGCUCUGUACAUGGACACAAUGGUUUAAUUUGGAUUCCCCUGCCCCUGGUAGCCAAAAUGGAGACGUAGAGACAGUUGCAAAAAUCCGCGCCGCUGGGUAUGCACUGUGUGAAAAGCCACAAGGCAUCAACUGCCGUGCUAAAGAUUACCCUGAGCGGAGUCAGCAGCAACUGGGACAGAUAUUUGAGUGCAGCCUUGAAAAUGGGCUUGUGUGCAGAAAUGAGGAUCAGAUCGCAAAAUAUCCCAUAUGCUUUGACUAUGAGAUCCAGGUGCGGUGCUGUGAGUAUACACACUGCCAGUCAACAACCACCACUGGCACCACAGUUGUCUCCAGUACCCCUACCACAACAACACAAGAAACAACCAUUGUAACAACCACCGGCAGCACCAGCACCACCAGGACCUCUCCCCCUCCAACAAAUGCAACAACCACCAUCACACCCACACCAACAGUGUCCACUUCAGCCAGUAGCACUGCCAGCACCUCCAGGACCACCACAGGAAGCACCACAACAUCCACAGGCACGUCUGCUCCAACAGAAACCUCUACUGUGGCAACCCAGACUCCAACAUCACCCACUACUACUGCCUCCACACUACCUGAGUCAUCACUGACAACCACCACUGGCACCACAGUUGUCUCCAGUACCCCUGUCCCAACAACACAAGGAACAGCCAUUGUAAUAACCACUGGCAGCACCAGUACCACCAAGACCACUCCCCCUCCAACAGAAGGCACAACCAUCAUCACACCCACACCAAGAACAUCCACCUCAGCCAGUAGCACUGUCAGCACUUUGAGGACCACAGCAGAAAGCACCACAACAUCCACACCCAUGUCCACUCCAGCAGAAAUCUCCACUGUGACUAGCCAGGUUUCAACAUCACCCAGUACUGCCUCCAGCCUCUCUCAGUCAAAUACUACAAGCAUCUUCCUUCCAACAUCUGUUUCUUCUACUGAACAAAGUACAGCCACCAGUUUUUUUCCCACAAGUGUCACUAUCACUAGCAUGCCAGUAUCUACAGCUGGUAUAUCACAAUCAAGUAGUGUUACAACAAGCACUUCUGUAAUCAUCAGUUCUUCCUCCAGCACAUCUGUCACAACAGAAGCAAGUACAUAUGUUACAUCAAGCAGAACAACUCCCUGUUUUUGUCACGUGUCUGGUAACUACUUUUCUCCUGGGGAAGUGGUAUACAACAAAACAGAUGGGGCUGGCUGUAGUUUUUACGCACUUUGCAGCAAGGAAUGUGAAAUUCACCCAUUCCAGGGGCCAUGUCCUUUGACUACUCCUUUUACUCCAGAAACUACAGCACAAACCACUUCAUCCACAGAACAUGUCUCAUCAACCACAGCAACAGCCCCCACAACUUCAGCAGAAAUAAACUGCACUGACAUCAGUCCUCCACGAAAGCCUGGAGAGAACUGGACAAGUGGAUGCCAAGAGUGUUCCUGUGACCACGACACGGCUACCGUACGAUGCAAGCAGAUCACAUGCCAGAAACCAGUUUGUGAUGUAGGAUUUCUUUCUCUUGCUGUAAUAAAACAACAAGGCCCAUGUUGUCCUGAAUAUGAAUGUGAACCUGCUUGUCUGGUUAAUGGUACAAUGUUCCAGGCUGGAACGUGGAUAAUCAAUUCGUGUAUGAACUGUACCUGCUCUUCUCAGAAUGGUAAACUGACCCAGGCAGAUAUGCACUGUGAAAGAGUUCCAUGUAACACAUCUUGUCCACUGGGUUAUGAAUAUAGGACUACGGAUGGGGAGUGCUGUGGGAAGUGUCAUGAAAUAGCUUGCACAAUCAAAUUAAGUAAUGGCACCGUUCGUGUGCUCAAUGUUGAUGAAGUCCUGCCACUCGAUCACUGCAGCCAAUACAAAUGUGAAAAAAUUGAAGAUCAAUUUGUUGCAGUCCAAACUAAAAAAAUAUGCCCUGAGUACAAUCCAGGAGAGUGUGAUCCUGAUGAAGCAGAGACUACUCCCGAUGGCUGCUGCAAAAUAUGUAAACCUAAGAAAUGCAAACGUUACAGCAAAAAAACUGUGAUCCGCCAUGGUGACUGUGAAUCUUCUGAACCUGUUCAGCUGGCAUAUUGUGAAGGAACUUGUCCUGGCUCCUCAGUGUACUCUCUUGAAGCAAACCAGAUGCAACAUGAGUGCAGUUGCUGCUAUGAGUACAGCAGCCACACAAGAGAAGUGACCUUGACUUGCCAAAAUGGAACAAGCAUAAAUCAUAAUUAUGUCUACGUGGAACAAUGCCAGUGUAUGAAUGCAUGCACAUCAGAAAACUCUGCUGCACAUGACUCCCAAGUGGAAAAUUCUGCAACGUAUGGUUCCCAAAGCAAACUCAGAAGAAGAAAAAGAUGAUAAUUCAAAAAAGAAAAAGCAGAGACCUUAGUGAAGCUGGAAUCACAUCUUCCCCAGAAUAACCUGCGCUCCUUCUUCAACAGAUUCUACAUCAGUUUCUGUUAUCACCUUUUCUCACUUCUUACUUACAAAAAAAAAAAAAAAAAAAAAUAAAA